AUAAAACCCACCUAGAUACAAACCCAGAAGAAGGGCAGGGAAUAUUACAUCCAUGGCUGGGCUGCAGAGGUCUUCACGGACAUUCAGGAGGUCAGGAUCAUCAGGCAUGGUCUGGGGCGAGAGGCUCAUGUCGGAUGAGCAUAGCCAGUGGACCUCGGGGGAACCAGAGUUCAGGGAGCUACGGCACUCCCGCAGCGUUGGGUCCGUCGGGGCGCAGCGCAGGCGCAACGAUGGCACCGAGCGUGGCGGCCAGGCGUUCCGGACACGGCGUGUAGCCCCGGCCAUGGAUCCACCGUCGCCCAAGGUUCCUGGCUGCAUCUUCUGUGGGAUUUUCAGGAAGACAGCACCUUCACAGCCAUCUAAGGCCAGAAGGUACCACUAGAGUGAUCUGUGUAUUUAUCGACCGUAUGUGUGACUGGGUUACCUGGUUCUGGAGCUUGUGAAGUUCAGGUCCAUUGAGUAUAUACAUGCUACUCCCUCCGUUCCAUAUUAAGUGUCACUGAUUUAGUACAACACUUGAUUCUUCAGCUGCCCACCUCUGUGCUUGUAUCUGUACCUGGUAUCCCCAGUUUUAUUUUCUGCUCUUUAGUUGUAAUUUCCUGGCUGGUUGAUGGCUUUGUUAAUUCAAAGCCGGGCUCUGUCUCAAGCCUUCGUUCUAAAAUAGUACAACACUUGAUAUGGAAUUGAGGGAGUAGUACUCAGUGAUACGCUCGUAUAGUUGCAUGCAGUUUGGAUAAGUUUGAGCAUAUCUGUUUAUUAAGGUGUUAUGCAUAUUUUUGCUGAUUUCUCUACCACUUGAUAGUUUGCUGAUGCAACUGCUUUCUUGAGUGACCGCCUCGUCUAGCUUUGUGCGCAUGAUAGAAAUUGUGCAUGUCGGCUGCAGCACAUAUCUUGUAUAAGCCACUGUACAUGAACAUGAUGUUUUCAUUUGGUUCUGUAUCUGGAUCGUCUAAAGGUGACUAUAUUUGUAAAUGUUGUCCGUGUA
Messenger RNA from Triticum dicoccoides, 985 nucleotides. Its product is annotated as MAPK kinase substrate protein At1g80180-like. The coding region runs from base 53 to 382 and encodes 109 amino acids. Lineage: Eukaryota; Viridiplantae; Streptophyta; Magnoliopsida; Poales; Poaceae. The transcript has a single exon. The record is from RefSeq and is a predicted model, not a curated record.